Messenger RNA from Labrus bergylta (ballan wrasse), 1211 nucleotides. RefSeq names its product neuroguidin, EIF4E binding protein (gene ngdn). Gene Ontology annotation, cellular component: small-subunit processome; nucleolus. The record is from RefSeq and is a predicted model, not a curated record. NCBI's taxonomy places the organism in Eukaryota, Metazoa, Chordata, Actinopteri, Labriformes, Labridae. Gene Ontology annotation, biological process: maturation of SSU-rRNA from tricistronic rRNA transcript (SSU-rRNA, 5.8S rRNA, LSU-rRNA).
CCCUGUUAGGCCACCAUAGAUUACACUUUCUUCAAAAUGGCUGCGCCUGUUGACAACGAUUUAAUGGAAAGUGAUGUACCAAAAGCGGUUCAGCUGCUGAGAAGUCUGACAGAACAGGUUGCCUCAGUUACAAUUCAUGUCCGCGACCUGCUGACAAAAGUAAGAGAUGGGACAUUUAAGACAUCAAAGGGUUUGUCUUUCUUAGACCUUCGGUAUCACCUGCUUCUUUUCUACCUCCAAGACCUCACUCAUCUCAUCGCCAUCAAAACCGAGGGAGGCAAAAUAAAAGACAGUGACGCUCUUAACAGAGUGGUCUCCGUCAGAACGGUCCUGGAAAAGAUGCGACCACUAGAUCACAAACUUAAAUACCAGAUUGACAAACUCGUGCGUACAGCUGUCACUGGAAGUUUGGCUGAAAAUGAUCCGCUGCAGCUGCGUCCUAAUCCUGAGAAUCUCAUCAGCAAACUGAGUGAAUCAGAAGAGUCGGACGCUGAAGGAGAGAACAAAACCGCCGCAGAGAAGAAAGCAGCCCACUCUAGUGGCAGGAAAUAUGUACCACCGAAGAUUGCUGCAGUGCAUUAUGAUGGCGACAUGACAGAAGCUGACAGAAAGAAGGCUCAGGUGGAGCGGCAGAAGCGGGCUGCCCUCAGGAGCUCUGUGAUCCAGGAGCUGAGACAGCAGUACAGCGACGCCCCCGAGGAGAUCAGGGAUAGAAGAGACUUCCAGAGCGAUCGGGACAGCCGCGAGGAGCUGCACAGGUGUUUUUCUUGUUUCCUUAAUAGAAACAGGAAAAACUAUGAGGAGUCUAUGAUGGUGCGCCUCAACAUGCCCAAACAACAGAAGAAUUCUAAAAAGAGAGGCAGGAUGUCUAUGUCUGGCCAGCUGAGUGGUAUAACACACUUCGGUGACAUAACAGCACUGACGGGCGGCGAUGGCGGACAGGAUGGAGACAACCCUCGGCCCAAGAAGAAGAAGAAUAUCAUGAAGAAGAAAACCAAAAGAAAAGCUUUUAGGAAGCACAGAUAGACCAGAAAUGUGAAUCAAGAUCAAAUGACAACACAGAGGAUUCCUUACAAGCCCAUUGUUUCUGUCAAUAUCAUUUCUUCAAAUGUAUUUUUUUUUUUCUAACUACAGUUAAUUAAUACUGGGUCACCUAUGUAGUCUGUAUGAAAGUGACUGUUUGUGAAAUUAAAGUUGACUGUUGUCUCUGA